Messenger RNA from Alligator sinensis (Chinese alligator), 967 nucleotides. RefSeq names its product RAS related (gene RRAS). Bases 16 to 786 code for a protein of 256 amino acids. The transcript is spliced from 6 exons. Lineage: Eukaryota; Metazoa; Chordata; Crocodylia; Alligatoridae. Gene Ontology annotation, biological process: signal transduction. Gene Ontology annotation, molecular function: GDP binding; GTP binding; GTPase activity. Gene Ontology annotation, cellular component: plasma membrane. The record is from RefSeq and is a predicted model, not a curated record.
GGAUUCAGAAGUGAUAUGGACAUCCCACCACAGCCCCAAACCCCAGGGGGAACCCAGGAGUCCGGGACCCCAGUCGCCUCGCAGAGCCGGGGAGAGAACGCAGGAGUCCUGGCUCCAAACAUCCACCGCCCGCACCAGCUCCCACCCACUGGACUCCACUCCGCUACCAGAUAUGGGGCUAAACCCAGGAGUCCCGGCUCCCCACGCAAGCCCAGCAGAUUUGCCCCGACCCGUCCCAGAAUUGUGGGGGGGAGCCGACGGACGGACCCAGGUGUCCCGUCCUACUUUGUCUCUGACUAUGACCCUACCAUCGAGGACUCAUACACUAAGAUCUGCAACAUUGAUGGCAUCCCCACCCGGCUGGACAUCCUGGACACAGCGGGGCAAGAGGAGUUUGGGGCCAUGCGGGAGCAGUACAUGCGCACGGGUGAGGGGUUCCUGCUCAUUUUCGCCAUCAAUGACCAUGGCAGUUUCAAUGAGAUCAACAAGUUCCACACCCAGAUCCUGCGGGUCAAGGACCGUGAUGAGUUUCCCAUGAUCCUCGUGGGCAACAAGGCCGACCUGGACAUGCAGCGCCAGGUGCCCAAGGAAGAGGCACUGGCUUUUGCCCGGGAGAAUCGCAUCCCUUACAUGGAGGCCUCGGCCAAAAUCCGCCUCAACGUGGACGAGUCCUUCCACGAAGUUGUCAGAGCCAUCAGGAGGUUCCAGGAACAGGAGUCCCCACCUGCCCCCACUGCACACCCCACAAGCAAAGAGUCCAAGGGCUGCCCCUGCUGUAUCCUCUAGCAGGGCACUGGAGGGAUCCACCCCUCCCCCACGACUUUCAACCCUGGCACCCAGAAAGGAAAGGGAGAUCCCUCCCUGAAUCCUUGGGGUGCUGGGGGGAUGGUAUUACAGCAGCAGAGGGGUGCAACAGCAGGCUGAGAGGGGCUGGCCUGCCAGUGUUGCAUGUAAAUAUCUAUAAAUA